AUGUCUGACUCGGAUAGCGCAAAGAAACGAAAUUUAAUUCAAACACCAAUACUGGUGGCUCCACCAACUGCGUUCACACGACCGCCAACAUCUUCACUCUUUUCACGAGGCAAUCUUGUAAGUAGUCGUUUGGGUGGUGACAAGACAUCUCUAGCUCGACCUUCAACAGCAGUCCGAGCCGUAGGCUACACAGCAGAUUCCGAAAGACUCAUUGACCAAGCAUUUUUGCAAAAAGCCAAACAACAACAAGGGCUGGGUGCAAAUACCGUUGAUGCAGCUGCCAAAGAAGUCAAUCCUCUCAUUCGAUAUCGACAUUUGGAGGCUAAAAUAUCGGAUCUGUUAGAGUCUUCAAUUGUGUUAAGUGCUGAUUCUACACCAAACCAUGCAGAAUGCUUGAAUAAGGCCAAGGAGGCGUUUUCAUUGGAUCGAACUCUCCAUCGACUUCGGGAUCAAUAUGGAGAGAAUCUCUUUCACAAUCUAGAACUAACCUAUGCGGUUUUCUUCAACCUAGCCGAGCAAUAUACCAAUAACGAUAUGUACGUGGAGGCCCUGAACACCUACACUAUGAUGAUUAAAAACAAAAUGUUUCCCCACGUUAACCACCUCAAGUUGAACAUGGGAAAUAUUUACUUCAAGAUGGGAAUCUACAAUAAAGCUAUAAAAAUGUACCGCAUGGCGUUGGACUCGGUCCCGAGCAAUCUGAAACAGCUUCGGUUGAAAAUAACCCAGAACAUAGGGAUUCUCUUCAUCAAAAUGGGCCAAUAUUCAGAUGCAGCAACAAGUUUUGAGUUCGUGAUGUCAGAUCGACCGGAUGUGCGAAGUGGAAUUCACUUGGUUUUGUGUUACUUCGCCAUGGGCGAUGUGGAAAAAAUAAGGAAUGCCUUUAAGUCACUUGUUGAUAUUCAACUUGAAUAUGAAGAUGACAUAAAAGUUCAAACCUUCAUCGAAGAAAACGAAGAGAGUAAGAGUGUUUUCGACAUGCUUAAGGUCGAUGAGUUUGCCAUCUACAACAAAAUCAAGAGAACCGCUGUGAAGAAGGCCAUCACCAUGGUGGUGGAUCUUAUUUCGCCAGUUAUCGAGGAGAACUAUAACGAUGGGUACUAUUGGUGCAUUGAGAUUAUAAAAUCCUCAUCGAACUUAUCCUGGUUGGCAAGUGACCUAGAACUGAAUAAAGCUCUAGUCUAUCUUCGUCAAAAUGACAUUAAUCAAGCAGUGGAAACUUUGAGAAUGUAUGAAAAAAAGGACGAAAAUAUGGCGGCUAAUGCUCUGACAAAUUUGAGUUUCAUACAUUUACAUAUCGGGGAUAUGGAAAACGCUCGAUUGUGCACUAAUCAAUUCCUCGAAAUGGAUCUAAACAAUCCGAGUGCGCUGGUGAAUAGUGCCGUUUGUGAUAUGAAAUCAGGUGAUUUCAACAAUGCUAAACGGAAGCUUCAAGCGGCUCUAGACGAACAACCAGACCUCUUUGAAGCAAACUACAAUCUUGGACUUCUGGCGGGAAAGAAUUUGAGUGGAGACGAUAUUGAUGUUGCUGAAGAGCAAUUUGUGAAGGUUGGGGAGAAUAUUCAACAUCCACAUGUUCAUUACCAACUAGCAAAGAUAAACGAGUUAAAUAGUUCACCACAUUCUGCUCUUGAGGUUUAUUUACAAGUUCUUGGAUCGGCUGGUGAAAUGGACUCUAAGCUAUUUGAAAAAUUUGCCGCCCUCUAUGAGAGCUUCUCGGAUCACCAAGAGGCGAAUCAGUACUACAAUGAGGCCUAUCGUCUCAAUCCAAGUGACAUAGGAAUAGCCACUUCUAUUGGAUCGUACUAUGUCAAGUUGCAAGCCCUCGACAAAGGGCUCUACUACUAUGAACGGUCAGUGUUGGCCGAUCCCAAUGAUCCGAACCUGAUGCUGCGAAUAGCUUUUUGUUUCAGGCAUCUCUACAUGCCCAAGAAGUAUUUGGAGAUGUUCGAGAAGAUUUAUGCGAAAUUCCCCAAAAACAUGACAUGCUUAAAGUCCCUGGUUCGUGUAACAAAAUCACUCGGAAUGUUAGAGUUGCAUGAAAAAUACAGUGCUGAGUAUGAAAGACUUGAUAAGUCAUCUUUCGAAAUGCGACAGGGCUCAGGGAGAGCUGGAACGGCACGGGGGAAACGAAAGUCAGCUUCAAUUCGAAAUAGUGAUUUGAAUUCUUCUUCGUUGAUCCAACAGCAACAGUCGCAGGUGAGCGCAAUUAACGGAACAGUUUAUGAAGGAUUUGUUCAACAUGAAGAUCCACUUGGACCACCAGCCGAAAGGCCACGCACGGGAAUGGUACGUCGUCGUUCUUCUGAAGAUUCUGGUGGCGAUGAAGAUGCUGAAUUGUUGCUACCCAUUUAA
Messenger RNA from Eupeodes corollae, 2355 nucleotides. It is a transcript of the gene nompB, whose product is annotated as intraflagellar transport protein 88 homolog. The coding region runs from base 1 to 2355 and encodes 784 amino acids. The record is from RefSeq and is a predicted model, not a curated record. Gene Ontology annotation, biological process: non-motile cilium assembly; intraciliary transport. The transcript has a single exon. Lineage: Eukaryota; Metazoa; Arthropoda; Insecta; Diptera; Syrphidae. Gene Ontology annotation, molecular function: kinesin binding. Gene Ontology annotation, cellular component: non-motile cilium; ciliary basal body; centriole.